UAUUUUAAAAUUUUAUAAUAUUAGUUAAAAUAUAAUAGAUAUAAUUUAGUAUUUUUAUAAUUCAAUUUCAAAUUUUUAAUUAAUUAUUUUAUUUUUUGUAUUUAUAUUGUUUUUAAAAAAAAAAUUAUCAUUCCGCAACCGCCCCCAACCGCAAACGCUAGUUGGAACCACCUUUUGAAUUUAUGAGGUUUAAAGCAGUUUGAAAUAGUUUAGAACGGUUUGAUUGAUUGUUGCAAAAUGCCAAUAACCGCUAGCAACCGCAAAACUGCGUUUGCAGAUGAUAGCGGGAAAACCAGUCACAUCCUUAGUUCCAAUUAAAUUGGUAUGUCGAAUAAUGUUGUAGAUGAAAUGGAAAUUAAUAAAAAGAUUAACAUGUUUCCAAUAAUUUAGUGAUAGUAUAUAUGAAAGGAAUAUUCUAGUUGAUCAUAUAAGAAUAUCGAUUGGAUUUGAAAGAUUAUUACGCUUGGGUUAAUGUGAUAGCUUGAAAACAGAGGCUGUUGUGGAGUGAUUUAGAUUUUUGUGUUAUUUGGUGGAGCUAAUUGAGUUUUGUGUCUCAAAAAUAUCUUUUCAAUAUAAUAUUUCUAUUAUAAACGGCAAAAGAUCUCCACUAAAGAAAGUUGUAAUCAAGUCACGUUAAAUUGUAGUAUUUUUAAAAAGAUUGUGGAGCUAACUAAUAUUAAGGAGGUGGUUAUACAAACCACGGAUCCGGUUAGCUACGGACAAUUUUAGUGUUGUAAGGCGGUUUGUUAUCCAAUGGCAUAGAUAAGUAAUUAUUGAGGAAAAUUCAGGGUUAUUUCCUAUUUGUAUUCCUGUUUUAAUAGUUUAGAUUAUAUUUGACCCAAUCCAUCUUUUUAGGUGAGAUAAUAAGAAAUGUUAAUACCCUUUAUCUGCCUUCAGAUCUAUUAAUAUCCUCUAAUUGUCUUCAGAUCUAUUAAUAUCAUGCAGCUCCAAAAUGACAUUAAUUUAAUCAUUGGAGUUUUUAUUACAAGGAAUCAUUAAAACUGCAAACCAACAUAAAGGAAAGAGUAAGGUCUUUGAGACGAGGCCAAAAUUCUUAAUUUGGAUAGUCAUUGUUGGUUUGUGUUAUAUAAAUAUUAAGUUUUGGUGAUGAUUUGCUUAAAAAGUUUGUUAUAUAAUUUGGUUUGGUCUGUUUUAUUUAUUUUUUAUUUAUAAUCUGCUUUCAUGAACUGGUGCAGAGAAUAUAAUUUUAAGUAUGGAUUGAUUUUGAUUCAAUUUGAGUUAAUUGGUUUUGGAACACAAUGAUUCUAAUCAAAACAAAGUUUAAAUCAGUUUGUAAAUUUUACUAUUGCUUUAUACAAACCUUAAAAAUAAGAAAAACAAAAUAAAUCAUAAUUAAGUUUAAUUAAUUUUUAAUCCAUCUUUCUUAUCAUCCUAUAUAUGAUUUCCAGAAGAAAAAAAAAACAAAUUGUGAGUUCUAAUUAUUUGUAAUUCGUUAGUCACAAGAUAAUACAAACCAUUUUUAAUUUUCUACCAAUUUGAUAGUUUAAAAUCGAUUGCAAUAUGUAUACACAAUUUAUAUUCAUAUACAAAUGCAAAAAAAUAUACGAGAAUCAUUUGCAAAAAAAUAUACAAGAACCCAGCCGUAGCCCGGAAAAAUCCCUAAUAUUUGGAAAGGCCUCGUUGUCAGCUUUCCAGAUCAUCUUUCAGAUCGACAAACCUAGGUACGGUUAAGAGGUUAUGGCUAUUUUAGUUUUGGAUAUCAAAUCUGAAAAUCAUAAACCUAGUCUUCUAAUUCGGAAACCAUAAGUAUAAUUUAGGAAACUUUUUGAUUUAUAAAGUUUCCAUUUUGAAAUUUCCAAUUUUACGAAAGUUUCUAUUUCAUGAGUUGUUCCAAUUAUGAAAUUUACUAUUUUAGAAAAUUUCCAUUUUUGGAAACUUUAUUUUAGGAAACAUGGAAUCAAAACAUUUACGGGGUUAUUGGAACUAGAAUUUGGAAAGAGUUUAGUGAUUUUAAAAGUUGAAAGAUUUUUAAAAGUUUUGUAGAUUUAACAAAUAUUCUCCACAUUGCUAUCAAAUAUUUUGUAUUGAUUUCGGGAGAUUGUUAUUGAGUAUCAUGGAUUUGCACAAUAUAUAUUUUUCAAAAAGUUUCUCUUUCUAAGGUAAUAUACAAAAAUCUUUCUAGAAAUUUCCUAAAAAGAAUCUCGAUGAGACACAAUAUUUCUCGUUCAUUAUAUAAGACACAAAUUUUCUCGUCCAGCUACAUAAAUGUACUCUACUUCUUCUUACCAUUCGUUUAUAGGCUAUUUGUAUAUUCUGUUGCAUAAGAUAUAUUAUUAUUCUCUGUGUUGCUUCAUGCUUAUGGACUUCUGCUUGACUUCUCUUUAUGGUUACAUUCAGAAAGCAUUGAAGGAAGAACCAGAACACUUUCAAUCUUUAUAUCACAUGUAUCCAAGCUCAUUUCUCAAGCUGUGUGAACUUAUUAGGGUGAAAACAUGUGUGCGAGAUACCCGUAAUAUAUGCGUUGAAGAGAUGGUGCUACAUUUCUCCUAACUAUUUGCCAGAGUUCAAAAUAUUGUUUCACAAUAGACACGUUCAAGAGAUCAGUAUUUGCCACUAGUGAGAACUUUCAUAAGGUUCUAAAAUCACUGAAUACUUUAGCGCCAGACCCGAUGGCGAAGCCUGGAGUGACAACAUGUGCAAAGAUAAGAGAGAGCACAAGGUUUUAUCCUUACUUCAAGGUACAUAGUUCUGAUUUUGUCUACGUAUUAUUAAUAAAAAAAAUUCAAUAUGUUUUUUAUUUGACAUCUUAAUUUUUCUUAUCAUUACAAGAUUGCAUCGGAGCAAUAGAUGGCACUCAUAUAUUUGCAAUGGUGCCAAAAUUUGAUGUUCCAAGCUAUCUUAAUCGUAAAGGAUUUGUAUCACAAAAUGUUUUUGCGACUUGCAAUUUUGAUCUAAAAUUCAGGUAUAUUAUUCAUGAGUGGGAAGGUUCAGCUCAUGAUUCAAAAUUUUAAGUGAUGCUCUAACAAGAAGCACUUGCAAACUAGAAGAUCCAGAAGGUAUGGGUGACAAAUUUAAGUUCAUAUUAUGAAAAUAUUAUAUGUAUAUACAACUGAUCUUGCGAUGUUUAAAUUAUGCAGGAAAUUUUUAUUUAGCAGAUUGUGGGCUUGCCAACCGUCGAAUUUUUUUAGCUCCAUUUAGAAGUACUCGUUAUCAUCUACAAGAAUUUAUGGGCGAAGGUCGUGAUCCCAGCAACCAUAACGAGUUAUUAAAUUUGUGUCAUGCGUCUUUAAGAAAUGUGAUCGAAAGAAUAUUUGGUAUCUUUAAAUCUCGGUUUCUAAUUUUUAAAUCUGUGCCCCCCUUUCUCUUUUAAGACACAAGCGGAGUUAAGAAGAAGAAUACAGCGGUGAUGGUGAGACAUAUUAUUUAUAUUUAUAUUAUGGGUUGGUGUGUUCACGUAGACAAAUACAUUUUAUGGCAUUAGUUCUUUGUGUACUUUGGUGUGUUCCCGUUCUUUGAGUUUGGUUUCUUCACCAUUAUUGAGUUUGUUUGGUGUAUUUUGAUAUUUUUGAAACAACAUUCUAGUUAUUGAAUCAAGCGUUUGUUAUGAUGUGAGUUUGGUUUCUUCGCUAUUAUUGAGUUUGGUUUGGUGUGUUCACGUAGAUAAAUAGGCAGUACGUAUGUUUUAUUAUUACAAAGAUUUCAAAAAUCUUAUGAGUAUAGAUGAUAUUUUCAAAAUACAUUCUUAUGAUGCAUCACCCUUCUGAUAGAGCAGCAUGGAAGCAUUUUAAAGAGGUAUCUUGUAAUUUUUCUAUUGAAAGUCAAAAUAGUUAUCUAGGGUAGAAACAAAAGAUUUAAUCCAGUUGGUAUGAAUGGUGAAUUCCACUCGGUCUGGCAGGUAAUCGUUACUCCUUAUAACUUACUUCUCGGUAUCUGUAAAAAUAAUAUUUAUUUUUAUCGGUAUUAGUUUCAGGACUGAGACAUCCAAUGAAGAGAACUGAUAUCUAUUUGCAGACAUAUAUUGAAUAAUUUCAGAAAUAAAGUCAGUGGAGGGAUAUGUCAGAUUAGGUCUUGUGAGCUGUGGGCUAGAUGGUAUGGUUGCUAAGCCAAGGCUAACUACAUGGAAGUGCCUUUAAAGUUGCUAUUGAUCUGAUGUGGCUUGUAACAUUGCAGAGGUAAAGGUGGUGGUUCUAACGAAUGGUGAGUCUCUAUAUUUUCAAACCUCUUCCACAAAUUUGUUAUAUGUUUUGCUUGAGGACAAGCAAGAGGAUAAUUCUGGAGGAGUUGAUAGGUCUCAAUAUUUACCUAUUUUAUGCCAUAAAUUAGGCCAUGUUUAGAGUCUUUAUUAUGUACUUUGAAUCUGUUUUAGGUCAUUUACAGGUUCAGGUGUGUUUUGAAGCACUUUGGAGAUUAUGGAGCAAAAUAGAGUUUAAAGAAAAAAAAAGAAUCUGUAGCUGUGCAGAGAGGAGAGUCAAGAUACAAUGUGAACGUCGACCAAUGUUUCCAUGGGAUCGACGGUAGUGUGAAGUGGAGAGACCAAUGAUAUUUUCAAGAAUUGCAUUUUUCUCAUAAGUUUCCCUAUUUGCAAAGAAGCUCAUGGACGUGUUAAACCGAUUUAUUUUUAUUAUGCCACCACUGUUUGAGACUACGCUUACUUUUGGAACAGAAGGAUUAGAAUUGGAGAGAGAGAUCUGAACUCCUUCAAAAAGAAGAUUUUUAACUCCCUUUAUUACUCUUGUCUAUUCUAUUUCAUGCAAUUUAUUCAGAUAUGUAUGAUGUUCUCUAUGCAUAUGUCUGAGUAAUCCUUUGUUAGAUUUAGGGUUCCUCAAGGGGUAUCAAAUGAAUUAUUAAUCUGAUAGAACUUCUAGGAAAAUAAAUCAGUUCUUCAUCUUGUUGAUCUUAAUGCUAUGUUUAGGACAGAUCGUCUUUAACCUAGAUUCUAGGAUAAUUGGGAUAUGCGAGAGCAUGGUCAUUUACUUGAACUGAAACUAGAUGAACUAAAUGACUAAGCACAGCGGGAGUUUGUUUAGGCGUUUGGUGAACAUAUCAGCCUGGGUUUAAUGCUUGUUUGAAUUAUUUGUAUUCGCAGCGAGAGUUGGGAUCUUAGAGUUUAAGCAUUAGAAGAUCAGUACAGUGGGAGCUGAUUGAUCACUACAUGAGUCUGAAUUCGAGAACGGUUUUAUGAUUUUUUCCUUGUCAAUCUAUGAGUUUACAUUUCUAUUGUACCUGCGAGUUUCCCUAAGUUUAGCUUCCAUCAUCCUGAUAACUACAAUCAAUUUAAUUCUCAUUCCUGCUUACUGUUUUAAUCAUUACUAUCUAGCUUAACUGAGACAACUAAAAUCUAUUGUGAAAUCAUAGAGUCCUUGUGGAUUCGAUCCCAAGUCCUGCAAUCAAUCUCUUAUCUGAGAGAAUUUCUCUAUGGUAAUUUGAGCAUAUCACAAUGUAAAAUUCUAAAUCAAGGAUGGAUCUGCCUACUUUGUGCAGAAGGAAAGAGUUACAUAUUAAAGCAAAUGGAUUGAUGCCGGUCCUGAUAUUUCGGUUUUCUAAGGAAGGAAAAAUAAUAAUUUUUGCAAUGGCUGAAGAAUGAUAUAAAAAAUUUGGAUAGGUACGCUUGAAAUGUUGGUAGAUGUAUUGAUGAGAUUAAUUUGAAGCUUUUAGUCAUGAAAAGUCAUGAUUGUGAUAUCAUCAUCCAAUGAUUUUUCUCAUUUGCGUUUAGGAAACUACUUCCCAAAAAUGUCCACAUUACAAUUUUAGUAAUUAAUUUUAUAGUAGUUAAUCUUAAUUAUUAUUUUAUAUAUGUUAUUAUCGACUAAUUACUAUUAAUUUUUGUAGAAAUAGCACUCUUAUUUCGGAUAUCUCUACAAAGAUACCAAAGAGCGAAGAUGUUCUCAUUCAAAAUUAAAGAAAACAUUGCGGUAAAGUUUUGCCUAAAGGGGUUUGAGAAACAUCUGAAGUUUCGCUUGUUGCGUUAAAAGAUGAUAUACAUAACCAAGUUUUUGCACGAAGUAAAAUGUUAUUCAUUGAAUCGUUCGUUUUAGAAGAUGAUGCGGAUUAAGAUUUGAUGUCAGUUGUUCCGCCCAAUGAUAAAUAUGUUUCAGAAGAUGACUUAGAAGUAUUGUACUGAUUCUAAUUCUCAAUCUGAUUCAAGUUCCAAGUUAAUUUUUCGUAAGUUGUUAAGUUUUAAUAAAUUAAUGUAAUAGAAAUUAAAAUAUAAGAUCUUGAGUUGCAAUAAAUUUUUAUUAUACAUAUGGUUUUAAGAAGAUAUACCAUAAUCAAAACAUUAAAUUCAUCUAAACUCUAAACCACAAAGACAUAUUUUUCUCUCCAUAUAUUUUUUAUAUCUACAAAAAAUUGUAAUCUACAUAAAUACAUUUUUCUUAACCCUAUCUAAACCCUAUAUAAACCAUAAAGAAUCCACAAACCCUAAAUAUACCCUAUCAAAACCCUAAAGAAACCCAACCAUAAAAAUUGUUUUGGCUUCAACCCAUUUACAAAAUUUCAGUUUUGGCUCCAAAAUCCAUUCCCCAAAAUUAUUCACUUUUCCUCCUAAAACCUAUCUCCCAGAUUGGCCCAAAACCCAUUUUCCCACAGACUCUAAUUUCACUAAGUGUCAAACAAUUAUAUUUUCUCUAUAAUCUCUCGUCUCUCUCAUUACUUCUGGGUCUCCAUAUGAAUCUCUUCUCGUCUCGUCUCCCUCGUCGCUCUCCUUUCUUUAACAAACCUCAUCUUGUCUAUCUCUAUGCAUCUCGUUCUCUCUUCACGACGCUCCUCUUUGUUCAUUUCUUCCUCGUCAACCACUUAAACGUUCAUGACUCCUUCCACCAAAAUCUUUGACUGUCGUUAACCUUGGACCCCAGGAUUGAAUCUCCCUUGUAAGUAAUGUUUUACAUUGGGUUUUGCAUGUUUGGUUAGUGUUAGGAGAUUUUUGUGUAGGAUCUUUGUGAGUACUACGGAACGAUAGAUAAGCCUGGCAUUUAGUAUUGAUUUGCAAGUAUUAAGAUUGAAGGAGACGUUUUAUUAUAUCAAAGCGCUCGAACUACAAUAGAUUGGUGUAUAAACUCUAGUUUUAGUCGCCUAGUUCUAAUCUCUAAGUAUCAAAGUGUAGAUCUCUUGUUCUACUGUUUGGGCUCCCCUUAUAUAAUCGUCUUGAGGUCGGCCCGAGUCGGUUUGAGUAGGUUUAACUCUUUCAUAUUUGGAAAUAUGGAAAGUUCUCCAUAUCGGACGUUUUCCAUUUUCCGGAGGAAGGGGUGGUCCCUGGGACCGGUCCUGGAAUAUUUUCUAGCGGGGAUCCAGAGCGUUCCCUAGCGGGGAUCGGGGCAUCUUCUAGCGGGGACCCGGACGCCGGUGUCCUGCCUGGGGUCUGGAAAAAUUCAAUAUCUGAGUAUUUUUUCCAAACAGCUACGAUUUCGAUUCACCUUUGGUUGCAUGUUUACUUCGGUUUUUUUAUUUAUUUAAGGUAAGGGUUUUGAUUUAUUUGGGGGUUCGGUUUCUAUUUGGGUUAUGGUUAGAUUUAAACAUUGAUUUGGCGUUAGGGUUUCAUUCGGUUUAUGAUAUCGAUUUUCAUUUUAUUAAGGGUUGUGGUGUUGCUUAAUUUUGGGGUUCUAGUUUCAGUUCACUUUGGGCUUUCCAUUUAAUUUUGUUUGAUGUAACUCUCCCAACUAAUAUAAUCUUUCCUCUAUAGUCUUUAUAUAUAUGCAAUAGGGGAAAAUCACGUCAAUGCAUUCAACUCCUUUUUUUCUUCUAUUAAUUUUUAUAAACUUUUUGAAUAUAUUGCCAGAAAAUAUUCGUAUGACAUGGCUUACCUUACUAACAACUAACAACAUUCAUGGGAUUACUUCAUGAUAUGGCUUACCUUACUUACACGGGAUUACAGGGAAGCUAACACCUAGGAUGUUCCCACUGAAAGUAGAAGUUUAUCUAGAACUGUCGAAAAAUUACUAAAAAACCAUCAUAUAUCCCUUAUAUAUAUAUAUCGAUUUAAACAAGAUCUGAAAGAUCGAGAGAAGGAAGAUAGAGGAAAGCUAUGACAAAUUGACACCAAAACUAUUGUGGCAAUUUUGUGGAAAAUACUACGAAAAGUAUUGCAUCAUAUUAAUAGGUUACGAAAGAUAAUGUGACAAUUUUGUGGGAAAAUGUAAGAAAAAUAUUAUUGACAAUUUCAUAGAAAAUUGCUACGAAAAAAUUGUGGCUAUUUCUUGGCAAAUUACUGUGAAAAUAUUUGUGGCUAUUCCGUAGCAACUUGCCUUACAAAUUUUCGUGGCAAAACGUCACAAUUUUUUCCAUGAUUUCAUCGUCGUAGUGGCUUUUUACUACGAUUUUUCCAUUGUUUUGUUUUGUUACGCAUUUCGUGUUUAAUUUGUCAUAUAUUCACGAAUUUUGGCUUAUAGCCAACGUUUUACUAGUGUCUUUCUCACCGACAAGCUUCCUCCACCGCACGGCUUGGAUGGAGCUUCCUCCACCGCACGGCUUGCAUGGAGCUUCCUCCACCGCACGGCUUGCAUGGAGCUUCCUCCACCGCACGGCUUGGAUGGAGAUACCUCCACUGAUGUGGAUCUAUAAGCAAAAAACGCAGCAAAAACCUGAGGAUACAACCCGUGAAGCCAUACACCGCAGAGAGCCGCACGAUCAGGGCUACUCCACCAUCGCCGCUAGAUCUGACACCAAAGAAUGAAAAACGGCAAGAAUCUCCAUAGGAAACUGAGCCAAAAGACGAAAAAAAAUGAAAAGGCAAGGCUCUAUCACGUCAUCGGCGGAGAACCCUCGCAGGAGAGGCAAGGAGAAGAAAAAUAUUGGUGUCCGCAAGGUUAGAGAGAAACGAGAGAUGAGAGAGAAGUUAAGAUAAAAUUUGUCAUCUGAUGUGUUAAGCAUUUUUGGUUAAAUUUUUAUUAAUAUUAUUAAGCAUUUUGAUAAAGGUUUUUCGAAAGUGAUAGUUAUCCAUACCUAUAUAUAUUUUUUGCUUCACCGUUGUCCGUUGGUCUAUAAAAGGUGGGUAAAAAAAAAAAAGUUAGGCUUUGUGAUGUGGAGCUGACACUAACCAAGUAUUAAACAGAUCUCUAGCAUUAACUACAAAUAAUUAUAAAGUACAAAAACAAUACCACUAAAGACAGAGAUUUUAGCAUUUGUUUGCAUUUUGUAGUCGUCAUGUUAGAUUUUCAGUGUAAAUAAUAGUUUGUUUUGCAGUUAAGCUUUUACAGCGAACUUUAUGAACACCUUAACUUACAAUAAAAGUUACAACUAAUCGAAUAUUCAGAAUUUCUCAUCCUCUUCUUUCGACUCCCUCUGAUGCUUUCAGUACUAUCUUUAUCAUUUUGUUAUACUACGAAGCUAAAUCUCAAUAAAUAACCUAAAAGUGCGUUUUAUCAGUGCGUAGAAAAGUGCUAACUUGCAUAUGAAAACAUCACUUUAAAGUUUUUUUUGUAACUUAAUAUAUAUCCAAGUUCCAAUUCUAUAUAAUACAUAUGUCAUUGUGUUGGUCCUUUAUUUAUUAAACUAGGUGAUGACCCGCGCCUUACGCGGAGUGAAUAAACUAAAAUAUCGAAGUUAUAUUUUUAUAUUUUAGUUGUCCAAAAAAAAUAUUGUUAUAUUUUAUUAAAAUUAUAUUGGUUCUGGAGUACAUAGAAAUUGUAGAAGAAAUAAAAAUAAAUUGAAGUAAAUAAUAUGAGGUUAAAAAAGUAAAUAAUAUGAAUUUUCUAAUUUAGUAGACUGAUUAGGACUCGAAAUUGUAAAAGAGACCAACUAUUAAACCUUAAUAACCAUUAUGAGUUGAAAUAUAUGGUUUGGGUUUACUCUUCGUCACUUGAGAUAUCCAUAUUUUGUGAACUAAACUCAAUCACAAUACCUAAGAAGAUUAGAAGCUGAAUCCAGUGACUCAAGUCUCGGGAAAUUCAAACUGAUGGAUUGUAAAUUGACAAAGGCCCUAUCAACAAAUCUCCAUACUUAAAAGAAGUCCAUAUUAAAUGAUAUUUGACUUUAAACUUAACCGGAAAUAAUUAAAUAAAUUUCUAAAUUUAAUGUUUAUCACCAUUUAUGUUAAUUUCGUAAUAAAAAAUUUUGUUGCAAAAGUUAAGGGAUUGAAAGAAAUUUAGUAUGUCAUUCCUUUUUUCUUUUAUUUUGCAAUCACUCAAGAUUAGGUUUAACUUUUUUAUAUAGAACGUUUUGAUUUUACAAUAUAAUCGAGUUCAUAUUGUCCAGGAAUAACAUAAAUAUCACAUAUCCCAUAAAAUACAAAAAAUAAUUAAUCAAAAUUAAUUGUUGAUUUUGAUUUGAUAACAAAAUUGGUAAGCUGAGUAUAUCAUUGUGUUGGAAAAUCAAUGCGCUUCCCUUAAGUGUAUGAGUAACCAACCUUUACUUGAUAUAAGACAUUAGCUGUAUAAUUCAAAAUUUCAUCAUAAACUUAAAUUACCCACCAACCGUUGAUGCCGCAAAAUAAUUGAUGGAAAGAAAAUCAAUUACUUUUAAUUCUGAAUAUUCUAAAUUUGAAGCCACGAAAAUAUUUAAGUUUAAUCAAAAUGAAAAUAAAUAUGUUAUACCAAAUAAAUAAUAGAAUUCAAAUGAAAAUAAACAUGUUAUACCCAAACAUAAUUCACAGGUUUAACCAAGUAUAGUAAAUAUUUUCUAUAUGUUUAACAAAAAAAAAUAUAACUGAUGUGACCAUCGCUAAAAGUAUAUCAAUUAGUAUAUUUAUUCAUGACCAAUAAUAUUAGUAUAUCAAUUAGUAUAUUUAUUAUAUUCUAUGAAAAAAACAUGUAAAAUAUAUAAUGUGUAGAUAUAUGUAUACUAAAUGAUAUAUGUAUAACACGUAGAUAUAUAAAACAUAUAAUGUCACUACACUACAUAUACUAUUAUCCUGAACAAAAACAAAUGUCAUUUAUCGAGUCUUACGAAACAACAUGAAAUUGAAUAUAAAUAAAAAAAAAAAGUAAAUAUGAAAAACUUUUAAUCUGACAUAUAUAUCAAAAACUACUUCAACGUCAGAUUAUAGUGCCAAUAGUUCUGAACAAUCGACUUAUUUUUGAAUAGUAAAUCAUGAAUUUUAUUUAUUCAUGAUGAAACUAUUGCUAAGGUUACGGAAAUUAUUUGUUCUUGAACAUUGGUAAGAGUAUAUCAUAUAAAAAAGGUACCAAGAGGUUAUACAGCCAAACAAAUGACGUUACAGUCCGUUUAUGUAUAAAAUUAAUUUGGUUAACUAAAGUUAAUACAUUUAUUCCUUUGAUUAUCAUCCCACAAGUCUUGUAAUAUAUUAUAAGGGAAGUCUUGUAACAAAUAUGUCCAAUGGUAUUAUAUUGUAAAUAUUCUAGUAAACUAUGACUAUUUUAAUAAAUGAGUUGAGAAGGGCUAUAAAGUUGCCACAUCAGUAAUGGCAUUUCUGUUAGUAACACAUGAUGUAAAGGUUAGUUAUUAAAAGUGUUUGUCAAAUAAUAAGAAAGGGAUGUUUGUGUUUUAUGUUCAAUGGGUCGUUUAAAAAAUUGUAGGCCAUGGUUUGCCCAUAGAUGUUUCGUUUAGCCACUGAAACAGAAAAUUAAAGUGCAAACUACGUCACGGGGCAGUCUAUUAAAGUGGUAAUAGAUUAGAGAGAACAUAGAUUUAAAAAAAAAAAAAAAAAAAAAAAUUUGUUAAAAAAAAAAAAAAAAAAAAAGAUUUGAAUUAAUUAUUUUUAUAAUAAUCACUUUUUCAUAUUGCUAUUAGACAAAAGAUUGGGAUAUAUGGUGGAGGAUGAUGCACUUUGGACUAUUCUUUGACUAUAUAUUAUACACUUUUAGACCACGAAUUAUACAUCCACACGUAGCAAGCCCCAUAACCUCUAUCUUUCUCUCUUCCUUUCUGUCAACUUUAGCUCUUUAAAUAUUUCUCUCAUUCUUUGCUUCUUCGUUACAUUAAACAUUUUCUCACUCUCUCAAACCACACAAAGAGACAAACAGAGAGUAAACUAACUUAAAGCUAUGAACAAGCAAGGUUUCAAGAGAGUUCAGUUUAGGAGAUGGGGAAAGCGAAUCGGAAGCUCAACGACAGCUUCAGCGACGCUACGAAACUCAGAGGAAAGAAGAACGAUUGUGGCGUUUGCGUUCUCAUGUUGUGGAAAACCUCCUCGCGUUCUCCUGAAGCAGUUUGUUUGGAGGUUGAAAUCACGUUUAAGGUGGUCGCGGAAGAGUGGUAGUAAUAAUAUCCAGUGUAGCUAUGAUCUCCGGAGCUAUCAUCUGAAUUUCGAUGACGGUUGGUCUUUUUAAACAAAUUGUUAUUAUUAUCUUUUGAGGCUUUUUUCUUUUCAUAUUACGUAUAUACUUAAAGUAUCAAUCUUAUAUAAAAAAGCAUUUCAAUAAUAUUCGUGUACGUUCUUUUUUCA
Brassica rapa (field mustard) is the source of this 12298-nucleotide messenger RNA. RefSeq lists its product as uncharacterized. NCBI's taxonomy places the organism in Eukaryota, Viridiplantae, Streptophyta, Magnoliopsida, Brassicales, Brassicaceae. The record is from RefSeq and is a predicted model, not a curated record.